Molecule: messenger RNA, 999 nt
Organism: Cucumis sativus (cucumber)
Lineage: Eukaryota; Viridiplantae; Streptophyta; Magnoliopsida; Cucurbitales; Cucurbitaceae
Product: protein LURP-one-related 5
Exons: 2
Coding region: 154-789 (211 amino acids)
Source: RefSeq, a predicted model, not a curated record
CUCUUUUUCAGCCGUCACAUGCCGACCCUUUAACCUCUGUCCCCAUAUUCUUCCUCUUCUUCUCCUCCACUCACUCACUUUCCAUCUUUGUUUAUAAAAAGACAGAAUUUCCUUCAUUUCUCUCCAUCUCCAUUCUCCACAAAUCUCACUCCAAUGAAGGUUUCUUCCAUUGAUGACUCUCUGUUUUCCUGCAAGGGACUUGUUGGGUCCUCCACCACAACCACCACCCAUUUCACUGUCAUGAAAACUUCUCUCUUCUUCGCCGGUGAUGGCUUCACCGUCUAUGAUUGCAAAGGCAAACUCGUUUUUCGAGUUGAUUCUUAUGGUCCUGAUUCUCGUUACAGAGAUGAACUCGUUCUCAUGGACCCUCAUGGCCGUUGCCUCUUCACAGUCCGCCGCAAGAGGCCGAGUUUGCAUCAACGUUGGGAAGGGUAUCUCCGGGAGAGAAUCAACGGACAGAAACCGAUUUUCGGAGUGCGGAGGUCGUCAAUCAUCGGACGGUCGAGUUUCACGGUGGAAAUGUACGGGAAUCCCGGCGAGGAGUAUCAAAUCGAGGGGUGUUUUGGGCAGCGAUUAUGCACAGUUUUGAAUGUUAAGAAAGAACCGGUGGCUACAAUUAGAAGGAAAGUUGAUGCUUCGACUAAUGUGUUGCUUGGAAAAGAUGUUUUUUCUCUUUCUUUAAACCCUGGUUUUGAUGGAGCUUUCGCUAUGGCUUUGGUUCUUGUUCUUGAUCGGAUUAACGGUGAAGGGGUUGAUUCUAGUGGUAACCCAGAGCAAAUCCUUGAUUGAUUUUGAAGGGCUUUCUUAAUUUCAUCAAUCUGUUUGAUGGGGGAAUUUUCUGUCUUUGUUUAUAGCUUCUUUUUUUUUAGGAGUUUUGAUGUUCAUAAAUGUGUAUACUUAAACCAUUUACAGCCUGAAAAGGAACAAAUGGAAUUUGAAUAUCACCAAACAAAGCCUUGAUUUUGUGAGGAAUAAUAAAGAUACAGUUUCACUGACCAA